Molecule: messenger RNA, 1227 nt
Organism: Lichtheimia ornata
Lineage: Eukaryota; Fungi; Mucoromycota; Mucoromycetes; Mucorales; Lichtheimiaceae
Exons: 3
Coding region: 1-1227 (408 amino acids)
Source: RefSeq, a predicted model, not a curated record
AUGACCUACGACACUGAGGAAGAUAACGACCCGUAUAAAAUCAACAUAAGAUUAGAGGAUGACGAGGACAGCAAACGAAAACGGUUUUUCGAAAAAGGGCUCAGCACACUCUUAGACGACGAGUAUUUUUUGCUCCUCUACGUGCCUGCAAAUGGAGGCAAGAUGAAAGUUAUAAGACCUGCCAAUGACGCAUACCAUCGAAAGCGCAUCAUCAAAAGAAUCAAUGAAGAACGACGCAUUCCAUCUUUUUAUUACGCCUUAUCGCAUCUUUGGGGUCUCACAGAAAACAACCGAUACCACUGGAAUGAUAUCAGUGAAUACGUUGACGACGAACAAGGACAAUCAAUGCAACCUGUUUCCAUGCGAGAUGAGAAACGAGAUGCAUUACUUACAAUGCUUAAGGACCAUCCUGACAGCUAUUGGUGGAUCGAUGUCUUGUGUGCACGCACUGAUACCCCACUUGAUAUCAUGGGAGAUAUUUACGCUUGUUGCCUUGAAUGUAUUAUCAUGAUCGAUUGUCAGCCAAGCCUUAUACCGAAAAUUCACACACUCUACCAGCAGUUACAUCAAACGCCGGGUUACGAGCGAAUUGAAGUCUUGGAUACCUUGGCUACAUUCUUGCAAAGCCAAUGGUGGCAACGUGUAUGGACCUGGCAGGAGAUGGCUCUCCCUGUUGGAGAUGUGCGCUUUACGGCUGAAACAGAUAUUCAUGGACUACAAUCCAACACAAUCACUCUGGAGAAAUUACUUGAAUUUAAUACUCUGAUGGGUGAUACUCUGAUGGGUGAUGGUCUGACGGUUACUUCCUAUCAUUUGCAACAUAAACUACUACACGAUUACGGCAAAGAACUGUUAUUCUUGGAAGUUGCUCAAAGAUUCAGGGACAUAGACUCUGCAAGAAAAUCCAACGUUGUUCGUAGAGCGACAACUGAAUCAGUGCAUGGUGUAAUGAUGCCAUUGAUGUAUUCCAAUCGACGAUGUUAUGAUCCGUGUGAUUAUGUUUAUGGUGUACUGGGAAUGAUGCAGAUCAAAAUCCCAAGGAUGGAUGAUCCCAAUUCUGUUUGGCGCCAUUUCUUGUCAGAGCUGGAUAAUUUAAGUCCGCUUAAGUUUGGAACAUGGAGUCAUCGUGCAGAUGACAUCGAUUUACGAAAAGUUGAUAAUCUUGGUGACGUAUACGGCAAGUUGUCUAUGAUAUAUAUUCGUGAUGUGAAUGGCCUUUAUUAUUAA